This is a messenger RNA of Aureobasidium melanogenum CBS 110374, 1812 nucleotides long. RefSeq lists its product as uncharacterized. Bases 1 to 1812 code for a protein of 603 amino acids. The transcript is spliced from 2 exons. The record is from RefSeq and is a predicted model, not a curated record. NCBI's taxonomy places the organism in Eukaryota, Fungi, Ascomycota, Dothideomycetes, Dothideales, Saccotheciaceae.
AUGGGCAUACCACAUUUGACGCACUCGCUAUCACCCUAUGGCGAUAAAGUUGUUCUACCGCAAAAUCCAGCAAACCACGAAAAUGCAAUCAUCGAUGGACCCAGUCUAGCAUACCAUGUCUUCUAUGUGUGUAUAGCUCGUAGAACAAGCGCAAGAAAUGCUUUCGAAGCCACUCCGACGUACCAAGAGUUGGGCCAGGCUGCUGUAAACUGGCUCGAGCAAAUCGAGCAGUACGGAUUAAAAAUUAAAUCAGUCUUCUUCGACGGCUUGUUGCCGUUGUCCAAACAAAGCACUAGAUUGUCGAGAUUGCAGAGCUAUGCGAAUCAGCUUGUCACUUUCAAGGCGCUGAACAAGGAAGACUUGCCUUCUCGCAUGGAUAUUGUGCAGUCAUCGAAAUUUGAUGUCUUGACUGCAGUCGUUUCUUCAAAUCGACUCAAAGCUCUUCCUGCCCCACCGUUCUUGGUUCCUGCAGUCAUCGAAAUGCUUCUUGAAAGCCGUUUCAGCUCUCUUGUCUCGGUCAUUCCUGGUGAGGCGGAUGCUUACUGCGCAGAUGCCGCCAGAAAAUACGGUGGUGUCAUUUUCACCAGUGACUCAGAUCUUUUGGUCCAUGAUCUAGGAGAAUCUGGAAAAGUGAUACUUUUUCGAGAUCUCGAGACUAUUCACUUACCGAGUCGGGGAAAGUGUCUUAAGACUCAGGAGUACCACCCAGCUGCUAUCGCCAAGCGGUUCGAACUCCCAAAUCUGGUCAAAUUGGCAUUCUUCAUGGCCCAGGAUCAUCACAAGAGUCUUACCGAGAACACCAGACUUGCAGCAAAGAAUACGCCAAUGUCUGCUGGAUUUGCAGAGUUUGCAGAAGAAUACGGAUCUCUUCCUAAGUUAUCCAAACUGGCGAUGACAAGGAGCAUGAACGAAACAAAGACAGUAGAAGCGCUUAGUCGACUCGAUCCAAGGAUCUCUGAGAUUGUCCAUUUGGUUCGUGUAAAGGAAGUCCAAGAAGCGCCUUCAGAUCUGCAGGACUCUGAAAAUCUCAACAUGUACCUCCCAUUCAUCAUCGAUGAUCCGACGAGAACAUCUGCAUGGCGAUCUGACGUUUCUAUCCGUGCUCAGGCGUACUCGCUGUUACAUGUACUAAACUCGAGCGUUACACAAGUCACCGAAUUUGAGCGAAAGGGCACUCGUGUGGCAGGGACAGUAGUUGAACUGGACACCACAACCGACCCAAGUACGAUGCUAGAGGACUGCUUGAAAGCUCUGCAGCAAGAUCUGGCACAGCAUUCAUCGCUAUCCAGGGCGGCCAGAUGGCGUGCUGUGGCAAUGAAACUCGUCUGUCAAUCAAACCUCGACAACGACAAACCUCCACCACUAAGCAGCGAUAUCAGCAGACUUGUCACAGGGUCACGCGAGGGCGUUCUAUCUUGGUCAUUCAUUCAUGCCAGCGGUCAAAUGCAGGCAUCUCUCUACUCGCUGAGAAUGCUAUCCCAAAUCUCCACUAUCGUACACAAUCUCCUCGAAGGCACGAGUCAAGAAAUUCUCUCGCCGUUACAAAAGCUCAUCACUUUGCUUCACGAUCUGCCUAGCCUGCGGGAACUUCUCGACGAGAAGACGUCGAAGGUUGAUGGCGAGGCUGAAGCUGCUAGAGCGGCUGUGUUGAGCACAUUGCAAAGCUUGGGUAUCACUCAAGAUACAGCAGAAACGUCGACGAAGAAGAAAAAGAAAAGAAAGAAGAAGGGGGAACAUACCGGUGAUCGUACGCCUCCUGGCGUGGCAUGGAGAUCCAAAAACAUGUUCAGCAAUCUCGCACAAAAAGACUGA